GGCGCCGCCCCGAGAGGAGCUUCGGCGCCGUGCCCUGCCUGGCCGAAUAAAGACGAUAGCGCAUUCGAGAUGACGACGCGGCUCGGUGCCGACGACCACCAGGCGGCCGGUCUUCAAGGCCUUCAAGAGGAACUGCUGCUUUAGGGUAGCUAUGCGUGCAGCAUGCCGCGCAAGUCGAGCAGCAGCGACGCCCGGACGGUGUCCGGUGCCGCCGGCGGGAGGCUUGUCAAGAGCAUCUACGUCGGUGCCAGCAACGCACUCAGGUGGAGCGACCUUAAGCGGCGCCUCCGCUUCGACAGUGACAUUGAGCUUGUGCAGCAUUUGCUCGACCUCGCCGAGUCUACACACGACAAAAGCACGCAGGAGCAAGUUUCAAAUGAAAACGAAGAAAAUGGGAAUUUGGAUGAGGACGGUGAGUCUGCGGCUGAGGAAGUUGUAGCCGAGCAACAACCUGCCGCCGAUCUAAACAGUCCUGCUUGCGCGGAGAAAAACGACGACGCCCAGCAUACGGACGUUGAGAACAAAGGCACGCCGCACUCGACCGAGCACGAAAGCAGGAAGAGCAGCAAAUCGCACCCUGGCAAAAAGGCGCACAAGCACCACCGAAAGAGGAAGCACCACCGCAGUAGCGGAGAGAAAGUCUCCAAGGAGCAGCAGCAGCAGGCGGAUGACGGUCAAGGCGCCCUCGACAAAGAACCUGCAGACGCGCCGAGCAACCCUCCAGAGCAAGAGUGGAAAGACAAUCACAAACAUCACCACGACAAAAAGAAUAAGAGCUCGAAUUCGUCUCGCGGAAAGAAGAAACGCAAACACAGGGACAAAAGCACGGACGAGCGACCCCUUAAGCAACACCACCAACACGCCGCAGCAGAGGCCGAGGCGUCUGUGAAACGAGAUACUCAUGAAAUAGAGACUGCACUUGAUCAAAAGUUUUCUUCCCCAAACACAAGUAACGGUUUUGUAGAAAUAGAACCUUCUUCUAGUCCAAAUGUACCUGAGUCUAAACACAAACGGAAGCACAAAAAGAAAUAUAAGAAAAGAAGUGAAAUUGACAGUCGAAAGGCGCCUGCGGAUGGCGUACCUGAACCUCCCAAGGAGGCGACCGUCUCUCCAGAUUGUUGCGUGAUUGAGGAGGUUCAGCCGGAGGUGGUUGCGCCCUCCACACAACCAGAGCCGGAAAUCCAGCGCUUCCCGCCUUUCGUCUCCUCUCCGCUGCCCCCGCUACCCCCACCGGCGGUGCCAAUGAUUUUGAGCACCGAAUUGGUCCCUGAGCUUCCAGGGGUGGUUGCCGCCCCCACCAGUCAAAUAAUUGAGUCACCCAGGGUGGCGAUCAAACUGAAACUGUGCAUUGAAUGCAGCACAAGACACUUCCAGGACAACUGCCCUCUGCAUAAUCCAGACGUGGAGGUGAAAGACGACAUAACGCUCUCGGAAUGGGUUUCACUGCCAGACAGCACAAGAAAAAGCUUUGCCGAGGAAUCUUUGCCUUCUGCGUUGCUUAAGUUGGAGGAGCGUGACGCAACGCACGGGCCAAGUGUCGUGGCCAGGGUGAUCCUGAAGCGUCUGACGCAGUUCGGGCCGCUGCUCGCUGAACGCAUCCGAGAAAUGGACAUCGCUGACGACUUCAACAUGCGUGACAUCUGGGAGGUGUGCACUGAGAACGACAAGUUCUACCUGAGCACCAUUGGCAAGGACCACUCCAACUGGCUGCGCUACAUUCGACCGGCGCCCAGCAGGGAAAAGAGGAACGUCGCCGCCAUCGUCCGCAACGGAAAACUAUUUUUCGUCACCCUGAAUAUCAUCCUCCCCGGCACAGAGCUUCUCUUCUGGUUGGAGAGCGCCGCUUCCGGGUGGUCCAAGAAGAAAAUGGAGAGGACCAAUUGCGGCGGAUGCAACUUGAAGUUCAGCAAUUCGCUGUAUUACAGAAUCCACUGUUCCGUUUUCCACGACCCCAACUUCAGCCUGACGAUACGCAAGUAUCACUGCAAGGUCUGCGGCCUCUCUGUUCUCGGCAAGGAGAACAUAAUGAAGCAUGCGGCCGAGCAGCAUGGAGGAAAAGGAGCCUAUCAGUGCCAAUUUUGUAAAAAGUUCUUCCUGCGCCUCAAUUACCUUGAAAUGCAUCGUACUUAUGGCUGUGCGGCGAACCCACAACGAACGAGGCCCCUCUGUGAUUUCUGUGGCAGAAAAUUCUGCCAACCACAAAAAUUGAAAGUGCACAUCAAAAGAAUGCACAGUGAUCUAGCUGAGGUUCUCAAAGAGUUCCAAUGCAAAAUGUGCCACAAGCUGUUGGGCUCGAGAGCCGCACUGCAAAGACAUCUGAAGGAGGUGCACCACAAAGACAUGAUUGGCGCGUGCACUUGCGACCGCUGCGGAAAGAUGUUUCAGAACAAGUCCAACUUGAAAAUCCACAUGCUCACACAUUCCGGUGUCAAACCUUUUCGGUGCAAGGAGGGCACUUGCAUGGCCGCGUUCACCACAAAGCAGUGCCUGCAGUUCCAUUACAAGAAGGUCCACGGCUUCACCGACGACAGCAUGCCCAAGAUCGAGAGGUGCGUGGCGUACACUUUUGAUGCGUACGCAGGCGGACAGACGGAGAGUGGCAGCGAAUCGCAGCACCAAGAGCCGGACGAGACCAUCAGCCCCCCAUUCACACCAACGGGCAGUGACGACUCGCCCCCUCCGUCACCCAGUUUACCCUCUCUGGAAGAGGACGAGAACAGCCGCGCUUCCAAUUUGGCGAUUGUGAAUGAGACCAACUCGGUAGUGCUCGAAUCAAACCUUGGCAGUGUCCAACCUGAUUCAGUUAUCUCAAAUAGCUCUUCUCCUCCAAUAAUUGUAAGUCCAACCAACUCGCCAAUGAUGAGCAGCGACCUUUUGGCGCGACCAGGCACCAUCCUGAGCAAGGCCAGCAAAAAGUGGAUGGGUGACAUCAUCGUGUCAACGGCGGCGGCAGUCGCGGCUCCUGUCGAAAUGAUGCUGCACGAAAAGCGUUGGCAUGGAGGAGAAAUGCUUCAGCCGGAACAAGUGCAAGUGGUGGUCGAGAACCAAGAAAUGUUGAUGGACAAGAAUAGGUGGGGCGAGGAAGUGAAUAAUUUGAGGAACGAGAUUUCCUCCAUCAGAAGAAGUGACCUGUCUGGAUACACUCGAAUCUUGCGCCCAGGCGACACAUCAAUCGCGUCAGACCUUCCAGAUCCGCUGCGGAGAAGUCCAAAUUCAAUGGGUGCAGAUUUUGGCUCCCUCCGACGUCAAGAGACGGACGAUUUUGGUCCGCUACGAAGACAAGAACCUAGUGCAAGUCUUCUAGUCGAAGCAGCCCUGGACGCUGCUGAAAGAGAUCUCACCGUGAAAUUGGCCGAACUGAAAACCAUUCCGAUGGACCCUUCGAGUCUUUCCACUAAUCUACCAGGAUCGUCCAACAGCUUCCUUUCCAGACUGAACGGAAUGCACUCGAACGAGUUGCCGCAGGAGGUCGACUACGGCAACAUCGUCAUCAGCAAUAAGAGCAAUCGCAUUCCCGAAACUGGACUGGACAUGAGUUACAAGCAGUAUGAUAAUGAUAUGGUUGUGCCCCCUGACAUUACGACGGACUACCGAGUGAUGAGAAGUCCCGAGAUGGUGUUUGAGCAGCAAGAGCAGGGUCUGGACAUGUCCCGCAACUCAGCCUUUCCCUCGGCAGGGACUUACGCGCGCUUCCCCGAGUUGCUGCCGCCCCACCUGCACCACCACCACCACCGAGCAGCAGUGGCGGCUGCAGGGUUGAUGUACGAAGUGGAGCCGGUGAGGUGCCAGUCGCCUCCCCCGCAGGCGCCGUCGCCACCCCCGUACCAGUCGGAGCUUCUGCGCCACCACUGGCACCACCUGCCUCCGACAGCGCACCACACCCUGGACCUGAGCACGGCGCGCGGCGUCCAGGUCUCCCCUGACCAGAGCAUUUCGCCGCCGCCACCCCCCAACUACCAAAACUACCCUCCCUCGUCGGCGGCCGCCUACCACGCGUCCACCGCGCAGCCGAGGGCGCCCACCCCAAACUAUCACCAACACUCAGGAUAUUAUUACUCGUUCUGAUUAUAUAAUACAUUAAUUGUACCAAAGAGCUGUCAGGUCAUGUUUGUUAAUUGCAGUAUAUAAAUAAUGAAGAUUAAAUUUAAUUGUUAAUUUUGACAAACAGUGAUUCAUAAAUUAGACAAGUGCCAAAAUGAGAUUUUCAGUGAGGAGCAGGUGAGGAGGUGUUUAUUUUAUAAGGCGUUACUGCUUUGAUGAAAAAGUUUCCUAACAUUUCCUACCAAAAUAUUUUUUCUUUAAGUAUAUUUAUAUUUCUUUGAAAUAAUCCAUGGAAAAUUUACAGAUACAAGGAAAUAAUAAUUAAUUUAUUUCAUUGGGACCAUGGAUUAAAAAUUGACACAAAGGGCAAAUUAAAUUUACGAUGCUUGAGAGUAAAGUGGAUGCGUUUUUUUUAAACAUUAUUUAUUUAUUUCCGUGUCGCAUAAUUCAACAAAAUUUAGAAGAUGCAAUUGAAAGUGUUUUGGGACCAAACGACACUCACAUGAAUUUUUAAAAAUGACGACGCCUGAUAUAAAUCACUUGAUUUUUUUUUUAACACCGACGCGUAAAGUUACAACUUUUUAUUUUUUUCACAGGGAAAAUAGCUGAAACAGGACGCUUUUUGUUUAUGUAGCAAUGGAUUAAAUCUUAUUAAUUAUUACUGUACGCGACAAAAAAUCUUAAGCAUCAUAAUAUGUAGGAUCAGGAUCAGGAAAGAUUGUCUAGAGAAAAUUCCAUUUUCCAAGUAUUUUUCGAUGGUAAUUGAAUUAUCCUGAGCAAGAAAUACGCAUUUUGGUCUUCAGGCAGCAGUAUGAAAGUUGUCUCUUUUCACGAAAAAAAACUCCUCAGUAAAAUAAGAUUAAAUAAUUAUAUUGGCGCCUCUCAGCGAAUUACGAGAAAAUUGUAUGAAAAAGAUGGAAAAGUUAAAAAUGUUGACGCAGUACUUAAAUGUGUGUAUACAAUACAUCUCAUGUAAGUCAUGUAUUUAAAAAUAAA
Molecule: messenger RNA, 5037 nt
Organism: Neocloeon triangulifer
Lineage: Eukaryota; Metazoa; Arthropoda; Insecta; Ephemeroptera; Baetidae
Exons: 13
Coding region: 163-4065 (1300 amino acids)
Cellular component (GO): nucleus
Source: RefSeq, a predicted model, not a curated record